CCUGGCGGCGACUACCACCGAGGGGAGGGGCCCUGCCUGCCGGACUGUCUGCCAAGCACGCCAGGGCAUCGAUCGACCCUGGAGCUGUGCUCCUAGGUACUGUGCUUAGCGUCCACCCUCAACUCCUCAGCUCUUUUGUGUGUAAGCGGGGCAUCAGAGCUCGCGAUAACUUCACAACUGUGCGCCCUGAGCUCCCCCAUAGCUCGUGUGAGGUCGAAGGGCCAUCGGGACAGCCCACGUCUGCACAGAUUGCCGUUUGGUGUUACUGCUGGAGCCAUCGCCUUCUUCUUGUCCAUCUGGGUGCUCCUCGCCAACAAACAAGCCCCUUACUUCCAACAGGCAAGAACACAUCAGUGCAUCAUCAUGGACCCCUCAGAGACAGCGGCCGGGCCGCCGCUCGACACGGCCCGCCACAUCCGCUACUUCCAGCGCUGCUACAAGUCUCUGCUGCCCCACCACUACACCUCGAUGGACAGCAUUCGCCUCACCCUCGGCUUUUUCAUCGUCGCCGCCCUGGACCUUCUCUCCUCGGCCUCGUCCUACUCGGAGCCUCCGCCAGACCCCCGGGCCUCGUCGCUCAUCCCGGCUGCCGACCGCAAGCGACUCCGCGAGUUUGUACUGAGUCUGCAGCACCCCCUCGGCGGCUUCUGCGGAUCUCCAAACCACGUCCUGCCCAGGGAGUGGUCUGUCGAGUGGGACCCCGCUGCCCAGCGUGAGGUCGCGGGCGACCCUGCGAAUCCCAACAUUGCCGCCACCUCCUUUGCCCUCCUGCUCCUUGGCCUGCUCGCUGAAGGCGACGGGUCUGAUGCAUACGAUGGGGUGCACAGGGAGCAGACACUGGCCUGGCUCAAGCGGCUACAACGACCCGACGGGAGUUUCGGGGACGUGGUCAACGAGCAUGGCUUCGUGUCCGGCGGCAGGGACAUGCGGUUCUGUCUGCUGGCCGCCACGGUGCGGUAUAUCCUAGGCGGAGACAAGGCCUCCCAGGCGGACGACAUUGAUGUUGCCGCACUGGUUGCGCACAUCCGGAGGGGCCAGACUUUCGACGGCGGCAUAUCAGAAAGUGCUACCCAUGAAAGCCAUGCUGGCUAUGCCUACUGUGCUGUCGCAGCGCUCUCGAUUCUCGAUCUGGACAAUGAGGCAGGCAGUCACCUGGCCGGCGGCAUCACCUCCAUUCCGUCGCUGAUCCACUUCCUUGUGAAUCGGCAGUUCACAUAUUUUGCCUCUGAAGGCGCCGGCGGCAGCGACGAAGAAGGUGAUGACGACGAGGACGAGGACACGGCUGAUGCCUCGGACAUCCUUGCAGACCUCGACACGCUCUCGCUGAUCGACCCGGCCGCCACGCCCGCAGGUUUCAACGGCCGCAUCAACAAGAAGCCAGACACCUGCUACACCUGGUGGGCGUCCGGCACGCUCUCGAUCCUCGGCGAGGGCGCCCUAGUCGACCGCACGCCCUCGCGCAGCUUCCUCCUCGAAAAGACGCAGCACGUCAUUGGUGGGUUCGGCAAGCACCCAGGCAACCCGCCAGACGUGUAUCAUGCGUACCUGGGCCUGGCUGCGCUGUCCACGCUCGCGGGCAGCCACAACGUCAGUGAAGACGGCCUGGGCAAACUGGAUCCACAGUUCUGUCUCGGCGUAGAGGCUGUCGAGCGCAUCAAAAACGGCAGAGGAGGUCUCCUGGCACGCGCGCGAGACGACGGCAAGGUUGUUGCGAGCAGCGAACGAGCCGGCGGAUCGAUUCGAGGUCACGCGUACCGCGAAGGAUCAGACAUGGCCGCCAGCGCGGACGAAGUGCGCGAGCGUCUGGCCAAGGCGAUGGGGACAAAGAUAGAGGCUUAAGCCAAUUUAACAGUGACAGCAGUCGGGAAUUCCGAUGCUCUUCCA
This is a messenger RNA of Microdochium trichocladiopsis, 1884 nucleotides long. RefSeq names its product terpenoid cyclases/protein prenyltransferase alpha-alpha toroid. The record is from RefSeq and is a predicted model, not a curated record. Gene Ontology annotation, cellular component: CAAX-protein geranylgeranyltransferase complex. Lineage: Eukaryota; Fungi; Ascomycota; Sordariomycetes; Xylariales; Microdochiaceae. Gene Ontology annotation, biological process: protein geranylgeranylation. Bases 364 to 1839 code for a protein of 491 amino acids. Gene Ontology annotation, molecular function: CAAX-protein geranylgeranyltransferase activity. The transcript has a single exon.